This is a messenger RNA of Didymodactylos carnosus, 1269 nucleotides long. The record is from the annotation of a GenBank genome assembly. NCBI's taxonomy places the organism in Eukaryota, Metazoa, Rotifera, Eurotatoria, Philodinida, Philodinidae.
AUGCGCUUAAAUUAUUCGAAUUCACGUUUAGGUGAUGAAGAUGAGUGCGACUCACAGAUGGAUGUAUUUAUAGCUGCUGCCGAUAUACUUGAUCCUGAACAACAUCAAGACAAUGUGAAGCCAUCUCAAACAAUGAAAAUAUCACUUGGAAAGAGGCCUGGCACGCCUCGUAGAGCAGCGGAUAAAAAACAACAACAAAUUGAAAAAGUUGAACAAGCAAAACAGGCAGGGAAAAAAAGUCAGAACAACAAAGAAAAUGUUUCUUCAGCUAACAUGAAACAAAACGUAUUAUCGUCACCCACCGCAAGUGCAAAUAGCAAUGUUGCUAUUACACCAACACCAAAAGUACGUACUCCGACACUCGCUGAACUGCUGCAAGUUGUUCAAACAUCCGCUUCAACUGCUCACCGAGCAGCUGAUGCUCCACGUCCAUCAACUUCAAACACUGCAGUUUCAGUGAUUGGUCAUGCAGGUUAUCCGAACGAUCAAGGGAAACAAAGACAUGAAAAUCAAUCAUCUCAGUCAGCGGCACGAAAAAAAACAGAAACUGAUCUCCGAAUCACAACAAGUGUUGCUCAACCAUCGAAAGACAGCGAUGAUGAAAAAGAUUACCUGAGUGGUGGCAAAUACGAUUAUGAUGAGAAAAUAGAUUAUGAUACAAGUUAUUCACCAUUAGCAAGCAAAUUUAAUAAAUUACUUAUUAAAUAUAUAUGUUUACAUGUUUACGUGAACAAUAUGACAAAACGAAAAAGCACUAUUCCACCCUUACCCGUACAGUAUUGGUUUCACCAAGUCGCACAACGUUUAUCACAUAGUGCUGUUGGGCUAAUCAAAGUUGAAAAUCUUCAACCGUAUUGUGAUGUAACGCACUCAUCGUUAGCAGAAAUUCGUGCAGCAAUAAAUGAUAGUCGUACAUCAACAGCACGUAGUUUUGCACGUAUUUGUUUUCGUUUUGAUGACCUAUCAAAAUUAACAGCCAAGGAAGCAGAUGUAGAAACAAUAAACCUCAUUGUUUCAUUUGCCAAAAUGUGUCAUCCUAGUGAAAUAAAUACUGAAACAAAUUCAAUUCGUUCUGCUAUUUAUAAUGUAUUUCGCGUUGCAAGAUCAAGUCGUAAUACAAAGCUGACCGCUGCUACUAAACAACUAUUAGCUGAUAAGGAAAAACCUGAUAUUACUGAAGAACAAAUAAUUAGUCAUGAAAAUGAAGAUAAUGCUACAUAUGAAUCCGAAGAGCAAUUGGAACAUAGCGGAAAUGACGAAGAAAAUUAA